Molecule: messenger RNA, 1650 nt
Organism: Hyaloperonospora brassicae
Lineage: Eukaryota; Oomycota; Peronosporomycetes; Peronosporales; Peronosporaceae
Source: the annotation of a GenBank genome assembly
AUGCGGCGCGCGGCGCUGCGUCGGCCCGAGACGCUGACCGACAAGUACCGUCUGCUCGGGAAGAUCGGCGAAGGCACGUACGGUAUGGUGUUCAAAGCAGAGGCGUCUGCGAGCGCUGUGCACCCGCGGGCGGCCGCAGUGGCCGUGCCCUCUGCCGGUGCCGCGUCCCAGUCGGCCGCGUCGUCGUCACUCUCGGCCGCGGCUGUCCCUCUCUCGAGUGCCACCGACGCCCCGGACGAGCGCCUGACGUUUGCCAUCAAACUCGUCAAGUCGCACAAAGAGGGCAAGAACGACGUGGUGCUCUCCAGCGCGACGGUGCGCGAGAUCAAACUGCUGCGGGAGCUGCACCACGACAAUGUCGUGCACCUGCACGACGUGCACGUGGACGCGCGGGACAAGUCGCUGGCGCUCGUGUUCGAGUACGGGGACCACGACCUGCACGACAUUAUCGUGCAGAGUAAGCAGAAGCCGCUGGGCGAGUACACGCGCAAGUCGCUCAUGUUUCAGAUCCUCAAGGGCGUCGACUAUAUGCACGACGCGUGGGUCAUGCACCGGGACAUGAAGCCGCAGAACAUCCUCGUGGUGGGGCACGGACGCAAACGGGGACAAGUCAAGUUGGCAGAUUUGGGGCUCGCACGGAUAUACAAGGAACCGAUCAAGGCUUUGUCGGACGUCGAGCGGGUGGUCGUGACACUCUGGUACCGCGCCCCCGAGUUGUUGCUUGGCGCCAAACACUAUACAAAAGCAGUGGACCUCUGGGCGGUCGGCUGUAUUUUCGUUGAGCUCAUCAACACGCGCGAGCUGUUUUGUGGGAAAGAAGUGGAAGGGUCGAAUGCACCGUUCCAGAAAGAUCAGCUGGAUAAGAUAUUCAAGGUCUUGGGUAUGCCAACGCCACAGGCGUGGGAAGGGCUCGAGAAUCUGCCAGAGUAUCAUCACGUAGUGCAGAUGGGACGCGAGCGCAAGUACCCGACACAGUCGGAGCUGAAAAACGCAGUCAAGGUUGGGCCAGGCCGGGCUGGAGCAGCUUUGCUGGAUUUGCUCUCGAGACUGUUGGAAUAUGACCCUGAAACACGCAUUACAGCAAAAGAAGCGCUUGAACACGAGUACUUUACUGACAUUGAGCCGGAGCCGCGAGAUUGGGCAUUCGACGAGCCUGGCAAGGAGCCCAUUUCUUUUCGCACGCAAACUGUGGAGCCCGUGAGCGAUGACAUUUUUCCGUGGAAGAACAAGAAGGAGGGCACAGUGGGAGCAGAGGCUAGACAGUCGGAAAGCGGUGCAUGCAGUCCUCAUCGAGACGGUCCUGGCAGCCACUCUUCACAGCAUCACAAUGACCAUCGCGGGCGCGACGCUCACUCGCGAAGUCGCAGCCACCAUGGCUCACGAGAUGGUCAGCAACAUUCCCAGCGGCGCAACGAUCGCAACCAUGCGGGAGAUGCCGGUACGCGAAACAGAGGAGCGUUUGCAGGAGGGAAUGCGCCAGGUCGCGGUGGAUCUGGCUGGAGAGAUCGAGGAUCGGGGCGUUCAGGUGGCGCUGCAGCCACAAACGCUGGCGCUAUGGCAGGAGUGAAGCGAUCAGGGGGUGGUGAACCCGGUGGUGGCGGUUCGAACUCGGGGCGUCUUCGGAGUCCCAAGCAACAACGACGGCGUUGA